Molecule: messenger RNA, 3756 nt
Organism: Cyprinus carpio (common carp)
Lineage: Eukaryota; Metazoa; Chordata; Actinopteri; Cypriniformes; Cyprinidae
Product: solute carrier family 17 member 9-like
Exons: 13
Biological process (GO): transmembrane transport
Molecular function (GO): transmembrane transporter activity
Source: RefSeq, a predicted model, not a curated record
GACUUCACAUCACUGCAUCGGAGUGUCUGUAAUAACUUCGCCACCAUUAGUGGUGUUGCGUCUACUAAACCUGUCCUUUAAAAUAAGGUGCUCAGUUUCACAUGCAGGUAUUUAGCCGAAGAGAAACCAUGCCUGAAGUGCCAUUGUUAUGAGUGGAGGGGGCUGAGUCACGUUACUUCCUGGUUUGAAGAGCCAGUGGCUGGAGGAACUGCGUGGCUGAAAAAAGAAACUGACACGUGGAUCAUCAUCAACACUUCAGGAAUCAGGAAAAAGCUGAAUUUCCUCCCGCUGCGUAAUAGCAGCAGUGAAAGCCGAAAGUCUAUGUUUAUGCCAGUCGCCGGAGCGCAAUGGACGCGGCAGAGGUCUUAUAAAGAGAUGCUUCCGCGAAGAAACUGGAAUAAAAACAUAUUUUUUUCAUUGCUUUGAAACCUAUUUUUUUUGCCUGUCACGCUCGCACAGACUGACCGAGAGGAUAACAGAGCGGAUAGGCACAAACGGAUAUAUUUGGCGUUGAAUGGCAAUUCUACAAAAACAUGGAAAGAACUCUUGUCCAGAUUUGGCCAGUAUUAAGGAGAACCCCGCAGAUAAUAUCGGACAAGCCGGACCACAGAAGAAGUGGGCAGAGUCGAGUCAGAACUGGACAAGGCCAGUAUUGAGGAUAUGGACGGUGGUGCUGUUGCUGGGGACCUGCCUGCUGUACUGUGCCCGUGUGGCAAUGCCUAUCUGUGCAGUGAGCAUGGCAGAGCGCUUCAGCUGGUCCAAGAGAGAGACGGGCAUGGUGCUGGGCAGCUUCUUCUGGGGCUACUGCUUCACUCAGGUGCUUGGAGGCUAUGUCAGUGACAGGGUGGGAGGAGAGAAAGUGAUGCUGUUGUCAGCGGCAGCAUGGGGAGCAAUGACCGCCUUCACGCCAAUCUUAGCCCAUUUCUGCUCCCAGCCCAUCGUCUCCAUGACCGUCUCCCGCUUCCUCAUGGGCCUGCUGCAGGGUGUUCACUACCCAUCUCUGGCCAGUCUGUGCUCUCAGAAGGUUGUGGAGAGUGAGAGGCUCAUACCCAUGAUCACCGUAUGAACUCUCUCUUACCCUGGGACUCUGGUGAUAGGAGGCAUAGGCUCUCUGAUGCUGGACUUGUAUGGCUGGGAGAGUGUGUUCUACAUCUCUGGGCUUCUGUCUGUGUUGUGGGCGUACAGCAUGUGGAAGUAUCUGCUUAAAGGGGAAGGUCCCAUUAUCACACUGGAGUCUCUGGGCAGCGCUGGGACACAGUCCAAACUGUCCAAGAGAAACUGGCUGCGUCUCUUCAGACAGCCAGCUGUGUGCGCCGUCAUUAUUACACACUUGUGCAACGCUAGCACCUUCUUCACAUUGCUGUCAUGGCUGCCAACGUUUUUCAAGGACACCUUCCCUGAUGCCAAGGGUUGGGUGUUUAACGUGAUCCCAUGGUUUGUGGCCAUCCCUUCUUCCCUGUUUAGUGGCUACCUUUCAGACCAUCUAAUCAGUCAGGGUUUUGAUACUGCAUCAGUGAGAAAACUCAUGCAGUUCUUCUCUAUGGGUGUCUCCAGUGUGUUUACUCUGUUUCUGUGUGGGACCACUACCUUCCCCACAGCUGUGGCUUUCGUGUCCGCUAUUAUGGGCCUCACCACAUUCAACCACUGUGGGGUUUCAGUGAAUGUUCAGGAUCUCGCUCCAUCCUGUGCAGGGGCUCUGUUUGGAGUGAUGAAUACCUGUGGAGCAUUUACAGGGGUCAUCAUGGUGUAUUUCUCGGGGUAUCUGAUCGAGGCCACUGGUUCCUGGGCAUCCGUUUUUGGCCUCAUCACGGUCCUGAACCUGCUGGGUUUAGGAACAUUUUUAUGCUUCGCAGAAGCUCGCAGAGUUGACAUAGAUCUAGCGAAGGGCCGUUACCACAACAUCCACAUCUGAGAGCACAGGACGGGAGCAGAGCAGCAGAAAUGACACGCUCUGACAGAAACCUUUCUGAAGAAGGACGUCCCAAACAGUCGCUGGUUUCUUCAUUAUGGUUCUUCUAUUUUCUGUUCGGCUUUUCUUUGGCUGAAGAGAAUCUAGGAGAAGCUGUAGGAGAUACUUAACAGAUAUGGAUCUGUUAUAGAUCACUAGGAGCCACAGUAUGAAGUGUGUUAAUGAAUAUUUUGUUAAGGUCCUGCGUUCAUUCAUUUCUAUUUUAUCCUGUAGCACUUGUGUUGGUUUAUGUUAGCAGUUUCUUUAAUAUCAUCAUUAUUGUGACCAAAGCAGUUCAAACCAUCCAUUAAUCAGAUGAAGGCCAAAAGCUAGAGCUUGAGUGUCUGAGUACUGACAAUGUUUAUUAAAUUAUUGUUAAUACCAUUUUUCCUUUUUGGCAUUGCAUGACAAUUUAAAAUAUAUCGUCUCAGCUGUUUUUCACACUCAGAGUGUGAUGGAGAUUACAGUUUGUUACAGCAGAAUUGGAGUUUGUCCCAGUUUGAAGAGCAUUACUGUCAUCAGAUGAAACAUGUGCUAGGUCAUCUUGUCAUUGGCUGAUCCUUUAAAGCUUUUUUUUAUUAUUGUCUCAACUGUUGAAAGAGUUUCUGAUCUUUAAAGGACGUCUUUGUUUCAAACUGCUAGUUUGCUUUUUGUCUUUGAUUGAUUCAGUCAUUAGAGACCUUCUCUCGUGGGUCAUUUGCUUGGACCAAGAUGUUGCACAAUGAAAUGAAUGUAUUAUGGUGAUAAGCUUUAUUAUGUAGAGACAACAUCCUGAACGUUAUAUCUAACUGGGAAUUAUUUGACCAAAAAUAUGUCAGUUCAAUUCAUGCAACAUUAAUAUUUAGCCUACAAGUGUAUAAUGUACCAUAAAACAAAAACUAAAGCAUAUUUUUGGUCACAAAAGUCAUAAAUUGUGCUGUGAAUCUCCCAAGUGUCACAGCUUUAAGGAGUAAAAUAAAGUGUUACAGUUUAGUUCCUUUAAAGAACGGAAGGAGAAGCAAGGACUAGGAAGGCACUUUAAUGGUUCACAGCAGAUUUGCGAAGAAACCGGAAAAAAAUACUUGAAUUAUUAUAUAACACUGUUCUUUGCAUGAGAUUCAAGGAAUUUUUUUUUUUCCAGUACAUAAAAUCAUAAGAAAUGUUCACAAAGGUUAUUUGUUAUUAAAAUGUUAUUUUAUACAUAGAUUAGAUAUCACUGUUUGUAAUAAAUACAGUAGACAAUAUUUCAGAAAACUUUUAUAUUUAUAUCUGAUUUAGAGGUUAGAUUGAAAAUGCUUAUAUGAUCUUUGCUUUAUACAUAUUGUAUGUUUUUUUUCUGGAUUCUGUUCUGUCUUGUGUUCCAGUUUUGACUGAUGCAGCUUUAUAGAAAUGCCAUCUCACAUAAAUAAUGUUCCAUUCUAUUUAAUGCUGUUUAAUUUGAUCUUUAUAGUGUUAUUGUUUUACAAUAGACUGUUUUGCAUAACUGGAUUAUGACUGUGGGGUUUGUUCCAUCAUCACAACUGACAAUGACUUGCAUUAGAGUAGCGAUGACAAAAUGUUGCAUAUUUAUUAUGCUUGCAUCAUUCUUAUUAAACUUAUUUGACUCAAGACUAGGAAAUACAAAGAUGAUCUGUGAAUUAAUGCAGUGUCAAACCAUCCUGAGUUGAAGAUGAAAGAUACGUUUCACAGAAAACUGAAUUAGCCAAUAUUGUGUUCUUAUAUUCGAGACAUAUGUCAUAUGAAAAAGAAAUGUAAACAAUGUAAAUGAAGUAUUUUUUAUUUGUAAGCAUAUUUUGCUGAAAUAUAAAAGUAUAUUUUAUCAAGGGUAA